AUGGAGACAUACCAUGGGCUGGUUCGCUCGCCUAUGGAUGCGAUAAUACUGUUCGAAGCGUGCAGACAGGGCCUCCUCCCGCGGGUCCAACGCCGGUUAUCGGAGAAAGAGCGGCAAAGCAUAAAAUCCGGCAGCAUUUUCGUUUGGGAUGAACGAGAAGCCGGCAUGCGAAGAUGGACCGAUGGGAAAUCGUGGAGUGCGAGUAGAGUUUCUGGGAGCUUUCUGUGCUAUCGCGAGAUGGAAGGGAAGCGGGGUGGGGGUUCCACUUUCCCUUCGAUGCCCCCAACCCAAAACGGAAAGUCUCCGGAUCAUGGCAGUGACAGCGAUUCGGACAACCGCGAUGGACUGGCUGAAGGGUAUCGAUAUAAGCCGGACGGGCUGAUGAAGCAGUCCUUCAGCAUUACCACUUCGACCAAUCAGAAGCUUCAUUUGAUCAGCUAUUACGCACGAUCUCAGAACAUGGGAGAAUUAAAACAACCUUCGACGGACCCACAGCUGAAGCACAUCAUACCUCAGCCGGGAGUAUACCCCGAGCAGACUUUAUCGGAUCCAACUCCACAACCAGGCCUGCAUCAAGCUUUAACUAUGCCGCCAGGGCAACCUCCUAUGGUCGUCGCGGCUCCCAGAUCGAUGCUCCCAUCGCCGUACUCAGUUGCUCAAACUCCUGUCCAGCAAGCCCAUGCUCCCCCGGAAAUGCAGCCUCCACAGCUACCCGCCGUCGUCCCUCAUCUACAAGGGUUUGGUACGGUAUCAGCACAUGCACCUAGCCCAUACGGCUGGCCACCUAGUCCAAUAUCUACACCUCCGACCAACAACUUCGCACAGAGUAAUGGAUACCCCCCGCAGGGCCUUCCAGCUCCCUUAACAAGUCCACCCCCAGCGAAUACGGCAGUUACGAAAGGGCCCUACGAUCCAACAUUAGGUGCUCCAAUUGGGUACGGUAUGAUGGGAUCUCCAUUACACUACGAGCAGGCGCAUCCAACAUUACAACCCCUGCAAUCCCCACAUCCACACCGACCUUCGAUGCCAUCAUCUAUACAUCUACAUCCUCCUCAAACAUCGCCCGGUAUCUCGAACUUCCACCAUGGCCCAUUGCCAUUACUACCGCCGGAGAGUUCCCGAUAUUCGUCACCAGCGUCGAGCGUCGCCGCCGGUUAUCCAAGUCGAACGCCACCACGACCGGCGGAUCCAUGGGAGCCUCCACCGCCAAUCCUCAGCCCCGUUGAAGGAACUGCUGCUUCAUUGGAUGUACAAGAUAUUCCAAACGAGAAGCUUGGAUUUGGAGAAGAUGCAAGGGCUCUGAGGCAGCUUGAUAAGACCUUCAUGAGGGUUUAA
Molecule: messenger RNA, 1335 nt
Organism: Orbilia oligospora ATCC 24927
Lineage: Eukaryota; Fungi; Ascomycota; Orbiliomycetes; Orbiliales; Orbiliaceae
Exons: 1
Coding region: 1-1335 (444 amino acids)
Molecular function (GO): DNA binding
Source: RefSeq, a predicted model, not a curated record